This is a messenger RNA of Fonticula alba, 4370 nucleotides long. RefSeq lists its product as hypothetical. The transcript has 4 exons. Gene Ontology annotation, molecular function: translation repressor activity; protein binding; mRNA binding. The record is from RefSeq and is a predicted model, not a curated record. Gene Ontology annotation, cellular component: P-body. Gene Ontology annotation, biological process: nuclear-transcribed mRNA poly(A) tail shortening. NCBI's taxonomy places the organism in Eukaryota, Rotosphaerida, Fonticulaceae. The coding region runs from base 1 to 4269 and encodes 1422 amino acids.
AUGUCGCCGCCAACCUCCUUCAGCCAGGAGCUUGUCACUCCGACCACCGACAGCGCCAGCCCCUCGGUGUGGGGUCCGUUCGGCGAUCCGGCCGAUCGGCUUUCCCUGUCCGUGGUGUCCUCCGGCGAUGGGAGCCCCGGCGGGGAGGGCGACGACGAUGAUGAGGAGGACGACGAUCUUGAGAGGGCCCGUUCCAUUGGCCAGGUGUGCACCGAAGCCCAGGCCGUUCGUGGACCACCGCGGCCGGCUUUCCUGCCGGCCGCCAACCCCCUGUCGCCCUUCCUGUCGGCAGCCACCUCGCCGGUGGGGGCGCCCACCGGGGCCGGCAUCGCCCCCGAGGCCGACUGGCUCGGCCACCAUCCACCCCAGCACCAGCACCAUCCUCAACAGCAGCAGCAGCAGCAGCAGCAGCAGCAGCACCGCCACCAUCAUGCUCUGCCGCCGAUUGGCGUUGGGCGUCCCUUCAACCCACCGGGGCCCGGUGCCGCCGAACUGCCGGAGCCGGAUCGCAUCAAUGUUUCCCUGUCCCCGCACUUUGGUGGAGGUCCGCCUUCCCUUGCCACUUACCCGGACCCGGAGCCCGUCCCUUGUCCUUCUCUCCGCCACAUCCCCUCCGGUCAACUGACAUCUUUGCCGGGAUUCCCCCCCACAGGCAUGCGGCAAUUCCUGGCCACCCCCUUCCCGGCGGCAGGGGACGCCAUGGGCGUUGGCAAUGCCGGCACCAAGACCACCUCUUCUUCCAUGGGCGGGGGGGUCGGCAACAUCGGCAGUGCCGCUGGCACUGGCAGCGGCACCGGGAGCGCCAGCACCGCGUCCCCCUCGGGAUCGCCCUACCUGCCGAAUGCCUUCCAGGAUAUCCCGGCCGACGCGCCGAUUCACGCCUUCCCCGCGCCGUUCCGAGGCGGCCAGGCCGGGCCGGUCCCGCCGUCCGGCUUUGCGCACCCCUCCAGCAUCGGGUCGGUUUCGCCGUCGGCCCUGUUUGCGGCCAAUCCGGCCGCCAGCCCGCCGGCCAUGCUCUUCCACCCCAACCGCCACUCGCACCCGGGGUCGGUGCUGGACACGCCGCUGGUAGCAGCAGCCGCAGCGGCGGCCGCGGCCGCGGCAGCAGCCGCAGCCGGCACCACCUCUCCGACGCAUUCCUUCUCCGCCAGCACGGUGUCCAAUCUCUCGUGCUUGCCCUUGUCGUCACUGCCAUCGGCUGCUUCUGGAGGGGCACCUGGGCACCCCAUCGGCCAGACGUCCCGCAUGUCGGUCGGCAGCAUUCCGGCGACGGCCUCCGCCUCGCCCCAUUUCCUUCUGUCGCUCAUUGGCGACCAGUCGGUCCCGGGCCCGGCGCCUCUCGGCAAGAGCCUCUCCACCGAGGACCCGCUGCACUUCGGGGUGCCGCCGGGUGCCGUGGGAUCUCCGUCUGGCGGGGGCGGGCCUUCUGCCGGGCCGACCCCCUCGCCCAUCAGCCUCCUCGGGGCCUUCCCCCUUGGGCACCAUCCCUUGCGGCUGUCUUCCAGCGAGGUGUCCCUGUCGACGGCCUCCCUCGAGGACCGGUCCCAGCAGGGGCCCGGGGCCACCCUCGGCGAGGGGCUCGAAGCAGCGACAGCCCCCAUGGCCGUGCCGUCUUCAUCGGCGCAGGAGGCCGAGGCUCAGGUGCCGGGGCCGGCGGCGGCGGCGGCGGCGGCGGCCGCUGCAGCCGCGGCGGCCGCCGCAGCGGCCGGCUUCCCCCCCGGCGCCCUGUCCGAAUCGUCCAUGCUCAAGAUUGAGGAUCUCUUCCACAAUUUGAAUGAGCGAGACCAGUCGGUGCUCUUGGGUCGACUGAUGCGGCUGAUCAGCACCACGCCGGCCACCACGGCCCCCCAGCAGCCGGGGCAUCUGUUUGGUUUGCCGAUUGGCGGGGCGGGGGGGUCUCCCUUGGGCGGCAUCCCGGCCGGGGCCCCCUCGGUGUCCCUCUCGGCGGCGGUGUCCCCCUUGACGGGGUUCCCCCCGGUGACGCACUCCGUGUCGCCGGGUGCCUCGCCGCUGCUGACCCCGAGCGCGUUGUUGAUGCUCCCGCCCGGGGCACCGGGCCCCGCCGGGGGCCCUGGUCCUGCUCAAGGCGGCGGCCUUGGCGCGGGGGUCGCGUCGGCUCCCUCGCCGAUUCCAGCCAUCGGCGGCGCCAGCAGCGGGGCCGGGGCCGGCGUUGGAGGCGGCAACCCCGGGGCCCCGGGCCCCGGUGGCGGCCCUGCCACCACCACCUCCUUCCACCGGCCGGCCUCCGGGGCCUCUGCCAUGCCAGGGGCCUUCCUGAGCUCCUUCACCGAUCAUGCCCUGUUCCCCCCAGCUGGCCUGGGGUAUGAGCCCUCGGCCGCGCACCACACGCACCCGACGGCCUCGUCUGCCUGGGCCACUCCCGGUCCGGGGCGCAGCGUGGGCGAGGCCAUCGUCGAUGCGGCCAUCUCCGUCAGCAGUGACGAGCUGUCCCAGCGUGGGCGCCUCCGUCCCAAGAGCCAGCCUUCUUCCUCCUCCUUCGACCAUUUCUCUCCCUACCUGCCGAUCGAUCCCCCGGGAGCCGGCAGCAAGGCCCACAGCUCCCUGUCGGCAUCGAGCCUGCCCAGCCGGUCCUCCUAUCCCGGGCCCAUGUACUCGAAUAACGCGUCUCCCCUGCUGGCGUCCUUCGAUGUGGGCACACCGCCUUCCGUGUCGAUCGCCGACUCCCUUUCUUCUUCAAACCCCCUGGCUGCCCAGUUCCCGUCGCUCGACCAUCUGAGCUCCGCCGCUGGCAGCGGCAGCGGCAGCAGCACCGGCCGUCCCGAGGCGAUCUACUCCUCGGACGCCCUCAAUCAUCUGCCCGAUGGCGGUGUUCCUGGAGUUGGCGGUGGCGCCAGCGGCGAUGGCGGGUCCGUGUCCCUGUCGGGUGCCACCACGCCAGCGACCGCCGCCGUGCAGCUGAAUGCGGCGCUCUACUCCCGCGACCGAGCCCGGUCCUGUCCAACUUCCCUGGCGGUGAUCGAGCCUGCGCUGGAUGCCGGCUCAUCCGGUGCGCUGGAUUCGCUGCCGGAUUCCCAGGCCCCCCUCGCAAAGGGACGCCUCUCCUUCCCUCUGCCGUCCGGAUCGCGCGCCACGUCCCCCUCCUCGGCGGGCCCCUCGCCGACCAGCUCCCUCGCCCCGGCUUUCCAGCUGACUGGUGGCAGCGGCAGCGGUGGCAUCCACCAUCCUCGCAUUCCUGGCGCCCUCACCAGCGGUGCCACCUCCCCCUGGGGAGGUAGCAUCUUCAUGGGUCGCAGCAGCCAUGCGGCUCCGGGCACGGCCUCGAUGCCGCCGGGCGCAAGCUCCAGCCCGGCCGGAGCCGGGGCCCCGGCCGCGCCCUCGGCCUCGGUCUACUCCACUGGCCGGUACUUCCGGCCAUCCGGUGGGAGUGAGGUGGCAGCCGGGUCGGCCACCUCCUACGCCCGUCGGGCCGCGAUCGCCGGCAAGCCAGCGACCGACCCCCUGUCCAUUGUCGCUGGCGGCGACGGUGCCGGGCCGGCCGACGCCGGAUCACCUGCGGCUGGGCCUCCCCCCUCCUCAGCGCGGGCAUUCUCCCCCUCGCAUCAUCGCCAGGCCCUGGAGGUAGCAGUGGUGAUGGGAGGCGAAUCGGUUAGUGCCGCUGCUGGCAGCAGCACCGCCGAUCCCAGCAUCCCCCUGGCGGUCGCCACGUCCCCGGCGGACGUCGGCCCUCUGGCCACCGGGGUGACACCUCUCAGCCCACUCGCAUCCUCCACCGCUCCGGGCUUGCCUUCCUCGACAUCGGCCACCACGACGCUGGCUUCCGGCGGCCUCAACCAGCUUGUUGUCCCCGAUCGCACUCGUCCGGCAGACGAGCAAUCGGCCGGUGCGGAGACAUCCUUCCUACCGCGCGCCCCCCGUGUCCACACCCGCCCUCCUCUUUUUUAUGCCUUUUUUUCCCCCCUCUCGGCGCGCGUGUCUGUGCGUCUGUGCGUGCUGCCAUCGCAUACCGGUGUUCCUGACCUCCUGUGCCCCAUGUGCCUCCCAUCCCCUGUGGUUUACUUGCCCUCUUUCUUCGCCCCGCCUCGGCCUCCAGAAAUCGCCUCUUGGCUGCGCUCUCAGCGCCUUCACAAAUACUCCUCGCUCUUUGCGCAGUCCUGCUGGGAUGAGAUGUUCCAGCUGGACGACGCUGGUCUCGAAGCGCUGGGCAUUGUGGCCAUCGGUGCUCGGCGCAAGCUGCUCAAGGGCCUUCGCCAGCUGAUGGUAUCCGCCGCGCUCCUCCCCCCCGAGGCGGAGUCCGAUGAUGCGGCCUGACGUCCCCCGCCCUCCCUGUCGGAGGAUUGCAAGCCCAAGCUCUGUCCCCUCCAUCCUCCUUCCCCCCUUUGUCAUUUUCUCUCUCUCUCCCUCUCCCCCUC